Knipowitschia caucasica is the source of this 1077-nucleotide messenger RNA. NCBI's taxonomy places the organism in Eukaryota, Metazoa, Chordata, Actinopteri, Gobiiformes, Gobiidae. The record is from the annotation of a GenBank genome assembly.
AUGGUCCAGUCUGUGUCCUCAGUCUGUGUCCUCAGUCUGUGUCCUCAGUCUGUGUCCUCCAGUCUGUGUCCUCCAGUCUAUGUCCUCAGUCUGUGUCCUCCAGUCUGUGUCCUCCAGUCUGUGUCCUCCAGUCUGUGUCCUCCAGUCUGUGUCCUCCAGUCUGUGUCCUCCAGUCUGUGUACUCCAGUCUGUGUCCUCCAGUCUAUGUCCUCAGUCUGUGUCCUCCAGUCUGUGUACUCCAGUCUGUGUCCUCCAGUCUGUGUCCUCCAGUCUGUGUCCUCCAGUCUGUGUCCUCAGUCUGUGUCCUCCAGUCUGUGUCCUCCAGUCUGUGUCCUCCAGUCUGUGUCCUCCAGUCUGUGUCCUCCAGUCUGUGUCCUCCAGUCUGUGUCCUCCAGUCUAUGUCCUCAGUCUGUGUCCUCCAGUCUGUGUACUCCAGUCUGUGUCCUCCAGUCUGUGUCCUCCAGUCUGUGUCCUCCAGUCUGUGUCCUCAGUCUAUGUCCUCAGUCUGUGUCCUCCAGUCUGUGUCCUCAGUCUAUGUCCUCCAGUCUGUGUCCUCCAGUCUGUGUCCUCAGUCUGUGUCCUCCAGUCUGUGUCCUCCAGUCUGUGUCCUCCAGUUUGUGUCCUCCAGUCUGUGUCCUCCAGUCUGUGUCCUCAGUCUAUGUCCUCCAGUCUGUGUCCUCAGUCUGUGUACUCCAGUCUGUGUCCUCCAGUCUGUGUCCUCCAGUCUGUGUCCUCCAGUCUGUGUCCUCCAGUCUGUGUCCUCAGUCUGUGUCCUCCAGUCUGUGUCCUCAGUCUGUGUCUUCAGUCUGUGUCCUAAAGUCUGUGUACUCCAGUCUGUGUCCUCAGUCUGUGUCCUCAGUCUGUGUCCUCAGUCUGUGUCCUCCAGUCUGUGUCCUCCAGUCUGUGUCCUCCAGUCUGUGUCCUCCAGUCUGUGUCCUCCAGUCUGUGUCCUCCAGUCUGUGUCCUCCAGUCUGUGUCCUCCAGUCUGUGUACUCCAGUCUGUGUCCUCCAGUCUGUGUCCUCCGGCCUGACUGUCUCAGACACUGCUCUCCUGUUUCUUCUCUUGAUCCCUAUUGA